AUGUCACAGACCAGGUGCACCACCAACUUCCAUUCAACAUUGACACUCUCCUACAACUCUCACAUUCUCCUUCCUGAAGAAACAGAAAAGCAAGCUGAUUCGCUUGUUGCAACAUCUAGGGUCUACCUCGAUAUUACACGUGGUGGCAAGCCGUUAGGAAGGGUCGUGAUUGCACUGUUCAAGAGGACACCUAAAACUAGUGAAAACUUCAGAGUCCUGGCUAUUGGUAACACGAAAUCUGCCAGUGGUACUCCCUUGGCCUACAAGGGAUCCAGCUUUCAUCGAAUCAUCAAAAAUUUUAUGAUCCAAGGUGGUGAUUUCACCAAGGGAGAUGGAACCGGUGGUGAAUCAAUUUACGGUAACAAAUUUCCAGACGAGAACUUUUUAUACAAACACGAAGGUCCUGGGACGCUAUCAAUGGCAAACGCAGGUCCAGACACCAAUGGCUCUCAGUUUUUCCUUUGCACCGUCACGACUUCUUGGUUAGACGGGAAACACGUCGUGUUUGGCAAGGUUGUUGAAGGCAUGGACGUCGUCUACGACAUCGAAUCAUCCAAGACUGAUAGCAGAGACAGACCGCUCGAGAAGGUCGUCAUCGCGGAUUCCGGGGAGCUUGAAAUCGAAGAACAAGUAGACGAGGAAGGGAACAAGGUACCUCUCCGAGUCGAGCUAUAG
This is a messenger RNA of Puccinia triticina, 675 nucleotides long. RefSeq lists its product as uncharacterized. Gene Ontology annotation, biological process: protein folding; protein peptidyl-prolyl isomerization. The transcript has 7 exons. Gene Ontology annotation, molecular function: peptidyl-prolyl cis-trans isomerase activity. The coding region runs from base 1 to 675 and encodes 224 amino acids. NCBI's taxonomy places the organism in Eukaryota, Fungi, Basidiomycota, Pucciniomycetes, Pucciniales, Pucciniaceae. Gene Ontology annotation, cellular component: fungal-type vacuole; endoplasmic reticulum. The record is from RefSeq and is a predicted model, not a curated record.